Messenger RNA from Plasmopara halstedii, 567 nucleotides. Its product is annotated as Ferredoxin. The record is from RefSeq and is a predicted model, not a curated record. Lineage: Eukaryota; Oomycota; Peronosporomycetes; Peronosporales; Peronosporaceae. Gene Ontology annotation, molecular function: 2 iron, 2 sulfur cluster binding. Gene Ontology annotation, cellular component: mitochondrion. The coding region runs from base 1 to 567 and encodes 188 amino acids. The transcript has 2 exons. Gene Ontology annotation, biological process: P450-containing electron transport chain.
AUGCUAACCCUCGCUCUUCGAUCAUCUGCGUUGUCGCGUCUAGCGAGCCGCCGCUUUAUCGGUGGGCUUCCAUUUGAAUCCUCCGCGCUGACCGUGGCUGAAAAAGUGGUAAAUGUUGUGCUCGUGGACUACGAGGGCAACCGUCACGUGGUUAAGGGCCGCGUCGGGCAGACGCUUCGUGAGGCUUGUGAGGUAAACAAUGUUGAUUACGUCAAGGAUGAUUCGAUGGGUGGUGGCGGCAUGUACGACGCUUACCGCGAUGACUACUAUACCGAGUCGCUGUUUGGUGAAGGCUCUACAUCGCCUCAGUCGCAUGUUAUUGUGUCCAAUGAAUGGAUUUCCAAACUUCAGCCUGCCAACAAUCAGGAGCGGCACAUUAUUGAUACGUAUGUUCCAGCUGAGGACCGCUCUGCAAAUUCGCGUCUAGGCACGGAGAUUGUGCUGCACAAGGAACUGGACGGACUUGUUGUGGCCGUUCCUGAAUCCCCGCCCGUCGAAGAAUACAGAUACGAUCACGAGUACGACGAGGAUGAUUACGAGUCGUAUGAUGAUGAGCAGCAUGCCUAA